Tricharina praecox is the source of this 1682-nucleotide messenger RNA. RefSeq names its product glycoside hydrolase superfamily. Gene Ontology annotation, molecular function: chitinase activity; chitin binding. The transcript is spliced from 6 exons. Gene Ontology annotation, cellular component: extracellular region. NCBI's taxonomy places the organism in Eukaryota, Fungi, Ascomycota, Pezizomycetes, Pezizales, Pyronemataceae. The coding region runs from base 322 to 1674 and encodes 450 amino acids. The record is from RefSeq and is a predicted model, not a curated record. Gene Ontology annotation, biological process: chitin catabolic process; carbohydrate metabolic process.
CUUCACUUUGGCUUCUCUGACAUGGCAUGUUCUCCCCUUGAUUCCCCAAGACGAACCAAGUAAUCAAACGGUCCUCACAUCCUCUUGAGCCAUUGUUGCACUUGAGCUAGACAGCCUUACUGCGCCCACAUGACUUUCCAACGCCGUUCGCCAAUUACACACCAGAGGUAACUUUAUCGAAUCCCUCGUGCUCAACCAAAAGCCAGUCGCAGUUUCACGGAAAAAGUUAGAUACAUCGUAACUCAGUUGGGGGCCAAGUACGAUCCCCUGUUGCUUGUAGGAAUGGCUACCUAUAUAAACACUUGAGGUUCUCUUCACAUCAUGGAUUUGCGAUCCACUGUCGGUUCAGCUGUGCGAGGAGUUAUCCUACUAUACUUCACCUUCCAGUCCUACUUCCACCAGUUUCAGUCGCGACACAACCCUAUAUCCCCACCGCCAUCUCCCCAUUCAUCUGAGGAUUACCGAUCAAUCGCAAAUAUGACUGGUGGAUACAAAACCGUCGGUUACUUUACCAACUGGGGCAUCUAUGGUCGUAAUUUCCAGCCUCAAAAUAUCCCGACUCAGCAUAUCACCCAUAUUCUCUAUUCUUUCGCCAACGUCAGACCAGAGAGUGGUGAGGUUUAUCUGAGUGAUACAUACUCGGACCUCGAGAAGCACUAUCCCUCCGACUCGUGGAAUGACGUUGGCGUCAACGUCUAUGGCUGCAUGAAGCAGCUCAUGCUGCUCAAGAAGCACAACCGCCAUAUGAAGACCCUCCUCUCAAUCGGAGGAUGGACCUACUCGGCGCACUUUGCCAAUCCGGCGUCCACGCAGCAGGGACGGUGCACUUUCGCCAGCACCGCCGUAGCGCUGAUGAAGGAUCUCGGAUUCGAUGGCAUCGACAUAGACUGGGAAUACCCACAGGACGCCACGCAGGCGCAGAACUAUGUUCUCCUGCUCGAAGAGACCCGGCGCCAAAUCGACGCCUACUCCGCGCAGCACAAUGGGUGCAAGCGCAUGCUUCUCACCGUCGCCGUCCCCGCCGGCCCGGUUAACUACCAGAAGCUGCAAAUGGCAGCUAUGGACCGGUACCUUGACUUUUGGAACCUCAUGGCGUACGAUUUCGCCGGCGCCUGGGACGCCACCUCUGGCCACCAGGCCAACAUAUAUUCCUCGAGCACGGACCCGUGCUGCACGCCCUUCUCCGCCGACGCCGCGGUAAAGGCAUACAUCGCGGGCGGCGUCUCGCCGCACAAAAUCAUCCUCGGCAUGCCGCUGUACGGGCGGGCCUUCGAGAACACGGACGGCCCCGGCAAAUCGUACGCCGGCUGCGGCGAGGGCUCGUGGGAAAACGGCAUCUGGGACUACAAGGUGCUCCCGCACGCCGGCGCCGCCGAGUGCGACGAUGACCAGCUCCUCGCAUCGUACACGUACAACCCGUCGACGAGGAAGAUGGUGUCCUACGACACCCCGCGCAUGGCGGCCCGCAAGACUCAGUACUUGCUGAAUAACCACCUCGGCGGCGCAAUGUGGUGGGAGCUCUCCGGUGAUCGCCAUGUCUCCGAUCCAAAGAGUUUGAUCGCUACCACGGUCAAUAAGAUGGGCGGCUGUAACGCGCUGGACCGUGAGGAGAAUACGAUAUGCUAUCCGGAUAGCAAGUAUGAGAACAUGCGCGCGGGAUUUCCCGGCGAGUAGAAAGUAGG